GAGACUCUCUCUACUCUACCCAUCAAUCUCAACAAACACUACUUUCUAUCUCUUUCUCUCUUUGUCAUAUCCAUUACGCAUAUUCGUAUCAUUCCAAAGCAAUCCCCACAAAUCAUAUCAUCCUCUCCAUCUUUCCUUGCUUCUUACAAUCUCUCCAAUUUCAAAUCUGUAUACUCUUCUUCAAAAAGGCUCCACCAGUCCAAAAUGAUGAUGAGGAAACCGGACAUUACUACGAUCAGAGACAAAGGCAAGCCAAAUCAUGCAUGUGGUGGUAAUAACAACAAACCGAAGCUAAGAAAAGGACUUUGGUCGCCUGAUGAAGAUGAGAAGCUGAUAAGAUACAUGUUGACUAAUGGACAAGGAUGUUGGAGUGACAUCGCUAGAAAUGCUGGUCUUUUACGUUGUGGUAAAAGUUGUCGCCUUCGCUGGAUCAAUUACUUGAGGCCUGAUCUUAAACGUGGAUCCUUCUCUCCUCAGGAGGAGGAUCUCAUCUUCCAUUUGCAUUCCAUUCUUGGUAACAGGUGGUCUCAAAUAGCUACUCGGCUUCCAGGUAGAACAGACAACGAGAUCAAAAACUUUUGGAACUCGACAUUGAAGAAGCGGCUUAAGAACAACAGCAACAACAAUACUUCAUCAGGAUCAUCACCUAACAAUAGUAAUAGUAAUUCCUUGGACCCAAGAGAUCAACAUGUGGAUAUGGGAGGCAACUCAACUUCAUUGAUGGAUGACUAUCAUCAUGAUGAAAACAUGAUGACAGUGGGGAACACCAUGCGCAUGGACUCUUCCUCCCCAUUCAAUGUUGGACCAAUGGUUAAUAGUGUGGGCUUAAACCAACUUUAUGAUCCCUUGAUGAUAUCAGUGCCGGAUAACGGAUAUCACCAAAUGGGAAACACAGUGAAUGUGUUCAGCGUUAAUGGUUUAGGAGAUUAUGGAAACACAAUUCUUGAUCCAAUUAGCAAGAGAGUAUCAGUAGAAGGUGAUGAUUGGUUCAUUCCCCCCUCGGAGAAUACCAACGUCAUUGCUUGUAGUACAAGCAACAACCUAAACUUACAGGCCCUUGAUCCUUGCUUCAAUAGCAAAAAUCUUUGUCAUUCAGAAAGCUUCAAGGUAGGGAAUGUGUUGGGGAUAGAGAAUGGUUCUUGGGAAAUAGAAAACCCUAAAAUCGGAGAUUGGGAUUUGGAUGGUCUCAUCGAUAACAACUCUUCUUUUCCCUUCCUUGAUUUCCAAGUCGAUUGACAAUUUCUCUCUUUUCAUUUCAUUCUAUCUUCUUUUACUCAUUCCUUCUUAUUCAUUCUUAUACACAUAUUUUUUAACAUGAAGUGGAUCGAUCUUUUUUCUAAAAGAGUCUCAUUUUUUUGUGGCAAAAAAGUCUUUAAAAAAUAAUAAUUCAGAAUUGGUAUAUUCUCUUCUUGUCCCUUUGUUUUCCCAUCAUAUGUAUUUUAUUAUUCACAAUAAUAUUGCUCAUAGAAACGGGAGAAACGGGAGAGAUAUGAUAUGCAUAGCUUAUAUCUUUAGUUGGAGGAACCAAUCACCAUGCAUGGUUACAUUAGUACAUGAAAUGUGAAUAGGAAGGUACAUUGAGAUUUUAUUUGCUGAGGAAGUACUUAAAUAAUGGCCCACACAGCAGUGAGGUGAUUAGUUGUUUCAUUUGUAUAGCUUUCUCUUUCUUUUCAUAUACUUUUCUGUACAAAUCUGAGUUUGAUUGAUGUGUAAAACGCGGUUUCGUAAUAAGAAAGCAUUAUCAGCUUUA
Molecule: messenger RNA, 1750 nt
Organism: Arabidopsis thaliana (thale cress)
Lineage: Eukaryota; Viridiplantae; Streptophyta; Magnoliopsida; Brassicales; Brassicaceae
Gene: MYB83
Product: myb domain protein 83
Exons: 2
Coding region: 205-1236 (343 amino acids)
Biological process (GO): positive regulation of DNA-templated transcription; regulation of secondary cell wall biogenesis
Cellular component (GO): nucleus
Molecular function (GO): transcription cis-regulatory region binding
Source: RefSeq, marked reviewed